UCAGCUCUGUCCUUGUUGCCUGCUGCAGGUACCAUUCCAGGGGAUGCAGGCUUGUCAGACCCUGCCUUCAAAGGAAGCCCAGAACAGGGAAUGGGGAGGGAGGCUUCCUGGAGGAGGAGGCUGGGCCUGGGUGAGAGAUGGAGCCAGCUGUGGUCCUGUCUGGUCCCUGCAUCCUGCCCCGACUGCAGGGUUGUGUCUGGGCUGCCCUAGAUGGGAGUGGGAGGCUCUGGACUCACGGAGGAGCAUUGUGGGGGCCGGGAGGGCUAGAGGUCAUUCAUGGAGGGUCCACGGGCUGCCUUGGGGGCGAGGGCUGCGAGUGUGGCUGGGCAGUGGUCUCCUCCAGCCUCGGCUUGGUGUUGGCCAUGGGACUUCUUCAUUUUGGGGGGCCCAGGGGGGUUGGGGGGUUGCUGGUGGAUCUGCCCUUUAGGCCCUGCCUGGGAGGCCCAUCCCCCCUGAUGCCCAGGUCUUGGGGUGUAGGGGCAUGGUGGGGUAUGAUGCAUGGUUUUUAGCUUCUAGAAUGUUGCUGUGGGCUUUGGGCUCCAUAGCUCCUGGAGAGGGGGCUUAUCAAGGAAAGUGGAUGAGGUGUGUUCCUUUGCCGGCUGCCCCCCUCCUCCCCCCCACUGCCCUUGCUACUUUCUGGGCCUGAAACCCCUCCUUGGAUGCUUCAUCCCUGGGCACAGGGACCCCCAGGUGCAUCCUCUCCUCACUGAGGUUCUGGGGAGGACACGUAUGAGGUCACCUGCAGACGUCCGUCUGCUCACUGGCCUCUCGCCAGCCUCGAACGUAGGUCGGGGUGGACCGGCAGCAGUGAGCACCCAUGAGAGGAUGAGUGUGGGGGGUGGACAUCCGCCAUGGCGAUGGUUGGAACCUCUGCAGUCCCCUCCUGCCCUUGAGCUGCUGAGAAGACUGCCUGCCCCACCCCCGGGCCGCAAGGAGCACCUGGUCUGAGGAGUGAGAUGUGGGGGGCCUGACUGGGAUGCCUUCAGACACCCCCCUGCCCCGUGAGCUUGGAGUCCCCUCCUCAAAGGCCCUGGCUGGUGGGGGAGGGCAGAAUCGUCCCAUGAAUGCCGAUGGCAGGGGAACAGGCCUGGUGAGUCAUCACCAGCUGGCUCGGUGGGGAGAGAGUGAGGUUGAUGGCUCAGGGCAUAUAUCUGCUUGGAUCCCAGGAAUGGUUGGGCUGCAGGGCAUCUUGGGGGAAAUGGACACCGAAGGCUGGACCUCUGGGGACCGUGCCGUGACCGCCACAUGCCCUGAACACGUAUAUUCUCUGGCUCCAGCCUGUCUUGGCUGCACUGACCAUUGGUCCACCUGCUGGCUCACCUUCAAGGGAACCAAGCACCGCCUGGCUUCUUUCCCGUGGCAAGCCCAGAGCUGAAGCGCUGCAGCAUGGCGCGCGGCUGCCUCCAGGGCGUCAAGUUCCUCAUGUUCGCCUUCAACCUGCUCUUCUGGCUGGGAGGCUGCGGCAUCCUGGGUGUUGGCAUCUGGCUGGCUGCCACCCAGGGGAACUUCGCCACCCUGUCAUCCUCCUUCCCGUCCCUGUCGGCCGCCAACCUGCUUAUCGUUACCGGCACCUUCGUCAUGGCCAUUGGCUUCGUGGGCUGCAUCGGGGCCAUCAAAGAGAACAAGUGCCUCUUGCUCACCUUCUUCGUGACGCUGCUCUUGGUGCUCCUGCUGGAGGCCACCGUCACCACCCUGUUCUUCGCCUGCACUGACCAGAUCGACAGGUAUGCCCAGAGGGACCUAAAGAAGGGUCUGCACCUGUACGGCACCCCAGGCAACGUGGGCCUCACCAACGCCUGGAGCAUCAUCCAGACUGAUUUUCGCUGCUGUGGGGUCUCCAACUACACCGACUGGUUCGAGGUCUAUAACGCCACUCGUGUGCCGGACUCCUGCUGCCUGGAGUUCAGUGAGGGCUGUGGCCUUCACGCACCUGGCACCUGGUGGAAGGCGCCAUGUUACGAGACCGUGAAGAUGUGGCUCCAGGAGAACCUUCUGGCUGUGGGCAUCUUUGGGCUGUGCACGGCGCUGGUACAGGACUCAGCACCAACCCUGGACGCCCCCGCCCCCGGACCCUCAGCCAGCCCUGCGAACACCGAACACCGUGCUGGAGGAGGUCGCCAAGUGCUAGCAAUGUGGGCAGGGCUGGGGGUGGGAGGAGCUUUUCAUCCCCAUGUAUUCUCCAGAGCAGCGCUGCCCCCGGCUGGGGUCAUUCACCGGUGGGGGUGGGGGUGAAGGGCUGACCGCUGGUCCUGGUGCUCAAGGUGGGGCUGUAGCCCCACCGUCCACAUUCCACAGCCGAGCCCGUGCAGGCUCUGGGUGCGUCUUAAUAAAGUGCGUGGGCAACAGCCCCCA
Zalophus californianus (California sea lion) is the source of this 2352-nucleotide messenger RNA. RefSeq names its product tetraspanin 4 (gene TSPAN4). The transcript has 9 exons. Bases 1387 to 2232 code for a protein of 281 amino acids. The record is from RefSeq and is a predicted model, not a curated record. NCBI's taxonomy places the organism in Eukaryota, Metazoa, Chordata, Mammalia, Carnivora, Otariidae. Gene Ontology annotation, cellular component: membrane.